CCCGGCGCCCCCUGCCCCGGCCCUCCGCGGCCCCCGCGCGCCUUCCGUGGGCUGCGGAGUGAGGGCGCGGCGGAGUCCCUCCAGUGUUGCCUCACGACGCCUUUUUCGGGGCUGCCGAAGUCCGCCUUCCGCGCGCCCUAAUUCUGAGGAGGUCGCUUUCCAAGCAACAGGCUUGAGAGCCGUGAUCCUCAAACUUGCAGGAAUCGAGUGAACUGAGCGUCUGGAGAAUUACCCUGGGACGGUUCAGAACCGUUGGGGGAUGGCGACUUGGGGUAGUUGGUCCUCGACGAGGCGGACCUGUGAACUUCAUCGAGAUAAACAGUGUGUGGGAGUCUUGGCCUGGGGACUUUGAAUCUUCGCCGCAUUCCUAUAUGGAGUCUACUUCCGGUGUUCCUCCGCGACCACACUUUGAGAAACACGGCGCGAACGAUGAUUUUGAGAAAAAGGGGAAAAAAGAAGUUUGCCCUGUCCUGGAUCAGUUUCUUUGUCAUGUAGCCAAGACUGGAGAAACAAUGAUUCAGUGGUCCCAAUUUAAAGGCUAUUUUAUAUUCAAACUGGAGAAAGUAAUGGAUGAUUUCAGAACAUCAGCUCCGGAACCAAGAGGUCCCCCAAAUCCUAAUGUAGAAUAUAUCCCCUUUGAUGAAAUGAAGGAAAGAAUACUGAAAAUUGUCACUGGAUUUAAUGGUAUCCCUUUUACUAUUCAGCGGCUAUGUGAAUUGCUAACAGAUCCAAGGAGAAACUAUACAGGAACAGACAAGUUCCUCAGAGGAGUAGAAAAGAAUGUCAUGGUUGUUAGCUGUGUUUAUCCUUCUUCAGAGAAAAAUAAUUCCAACAGUUUAAAUCGAAUGAAUGGUGUUAUGUUUCCUGGAAAUUCACCAAGCUAUACUGAGAGGUCUAACAUAAAUGGGCCUGGAACACCCAGGCCACUUAAUCGACCAAAGGUUUCUUUGUCAGCCCCCUUGACAACAAAUGGUUUGCCUGAGAGUACAGAGAGCAAAGAGUCAAUUUUACAGCAAAAUGAAGAGAAAAAUCACAGUGAUUCUCCAGCGUCUGAAUCAGAAGUUUCCUCUGUGAGCCCUAUAAAAAAUAAACAUCCAGAUGAAGACACUGUGGAAUCUGAGGGGCAUGAGGUAAAAAGACUCAGGUUUGACAAAGAAGGUGAUGUCAGAGGGACAGCCAGUCAGACAACCUCCAGUGAGAUUUCUUCAGUUAUGGUGGAAGAAACAGAAGCUUCGUCUUCAUCUCAGGAGAAAGACAAAGAAAGUAGUUGUACCAGGCACUGUACAGAAGAGGAUGAAGAGGAGGAUGAAGAAGAAGAAGAAGAGUCUUAUAUGACAUCAAGAGACAUGAUCCCAGAAAGAAAAAAUCAAGAAAAAGAAUCUGAUGAUGCCUUAACUGUGAAUGAAGAGACUUCUGAGGAAAAUAAUCAGAUGGAGGAAUCAGAUCUGUUUCAAGCUGAGAAAGAUUUACACUCUGAAGGUAGUGAAAAUAAAGGCCCUGUAAGUAGUAGUUCAGACUGCCGUGAGACAGAAGAGUUAGCAAGCUCUAAUUCCAGUAAAACUGGAGUGAGUCUCUCAGAAUCAUCCAUGGAAAAUGAUGAGGAAACCUCAGAAGUCACAGAUGAACCAAUGGAACAAGACUAACUACUUAGAAACAUUUAGAUACAGUAUUUUACAUACAGUUCUGGUUUUACACUGUAUAAAAAAAACUUUUAUGUAAUAAAGUGGACCUUUAGUUUUACAAGAGAAGCAGGUUGUAAAAUAAAGUACUUUAAGGAUAAAUCCUCAAAGAGUUGUAUAUGUAAGAACUGUGAAUAUCAGCUCCUCUGGGUCCUGCUUACCGCCGACUUUUUUUGGGGGGGAUGGUGGUGGUCUGGUCAAAUCAGUGGUUUGUGUAUAGAUUUUUUUUUUUAAUUUAGAAUUGAAGUUUUUAAACUGGAAAGUAAUUAUAAUUUUGAAAAUCUUUUCAAGAUUAUCACAUUUAGUUUAUACAUAUGCAAGAAUGGUUUGUCUUGUCUGAAGCUGUAGAGUUUUCAUAUUUUGGUCAUAGUUUCAACAUUUUAACAUGUGAGUUAUAGGGUUUCAUGCUGGUUUCCAGAUUUUAUUGUUUGACGGUGUACAAUGGAACAUAUAUACAUAUAUAUAUUAUUCUAAGGGGGGAAAUGUUAUAUUUUUCUGUUUCUAUAAGAGACAAAUACAGUGAAUACUUUUUCUAUUGGUAAUGAUUGAGUUCACUUCUUUCAGAAGACAUUUUCUUUCUCUUCUGAGUAAUUCAAAUAAAAUCUGGCCCUUGUGGAACCCUGGAAAUCCGAAGUCUGUUGAAAUAACCAGGUUAAACACAUUCCAAGAGAUAUGCUCAAACUAAAAUUCUUUUGUAUACUUCAGAGGUGCCUGAGAAAAAAAAGACUUCAUUAUUUAUGAGAAAAUGUGCUUUAUCUUGGAAAUUGUGUUCAGACCUUAGCUAUUUUGUACAAUGAAUGCUUAAGAAGCUGAUCUGAGACCAUCUCAGAAAAACCCAGCAAGUUCUAUAACCUUUGGUUUGCUUUUCUGAAUAUUGUGAAUAUCACAUUUCUUUCUAAAUUAUUUAGAGAAUGCAGAUGUCAUGGUAUGAAACACCACUGUCCUGGGAGAAUUAAUAUAUUACUUUAGUAAUGUACCUGAGCUAAAAUGACUGAGGCAGUAGGGGUACAUAGAAACCACCAUAGUUUGUAUGACAUUUUGAAGUGAAUGAAAUAUUUUUGAACAUGCUUCUCCAACAGCCAGUGUUAUAUUUUUCAGAUCAACACAAAGCACAAUUACUCUAAACUCAAUAUUUUCAAAUUCACAUAUUUAAAGUCAUGCAGGCUGCAACUUCCCGGUCAGAAUUACUGGCUGCCAAAUUUAUACCUGUUUCUUCAGCUGUACCUUUUGAUAUUUAGAAUUUUUAAAUUUCUGUAAAGUAGAUUUUGUAGAAUGUAAUGUGUUCACUGCCUUUGUGAAGCGGUAUAUAAUUGUAUAAUUUCUGUGUGUAAACUGAAUGCUUGGGCUUUCAAUACAGUAUUCAUAUAAAGCAAUAAAUAUUAAUGUUAUGAAAUAUCUGACUACAUUUUUAUCAAAACACAACAGAAUCCCCUUUAUAGUUUCAGAUACUGGACAUACACACAUGAAUUUAAAAACUAAUGCAAACAAUUUCUGACACUGUGUUUCAUGCUUUGGGUGAUUUGGAGGGAAACCACAAGUUUUGCGUUUUGACUACUUAAAAUUGUUAUGAUUAUAAAAACCAAAAUGAUUUGGCUCCGUUUAUGUUUGUAGAGUAAUAUACUACUGACUGACUUGACUGUCAGGUUCACAGCAGCUAGUUAAUAUAUUUAUGAAUAUGCCUGGUAGUUGAAAUCUGAAUUUUGAUUUACUGUACCCAAGAGAGGGAAAACAUCAUUGUAAAUUUGAAGAACUUUUUUUUUGCAAAAUAUGUCAAAACGAAGCAAAUUUUAAAUGUGAUGUUCAUUUGUAGUGACUUGUUUUGAGGGAAAUUUUGCCAAUGAAAACUGAUUUUAAACAUUUUUAAGUUUAGAAAUUUUCUUUAGAAUAUUUAUGAAAUUAUUGUCAAUAAACCUAUUCUUUAAGCUCCUGUGACCUUUUGAUAUAUUUUUUUUUAAUUGUAGUGCCAUGGACCAUUUGUAAACAACGCAAUUUACUUUUGGUAUUAGUUGAAGACUUGGCAUCAUGACUUGAGGUCUGUGGUUUUAUUUGUAAACUUGCAAUUGCUAUUUUGCAAGGGCAAAUGUAUUUCUUUAUUAAAUAAAGUACAAAUAAUGGUGAAUGUACCAAAAUGACAUCACUGAACUCUAUGAGAGAUCUGCGUUUUAAUCUAUAGUUUAAUAUUUAUUAGAUAUUCAUAUGUUGAUCAUAGAUCAAACUUGUUGCUGUUUAUACAGGUAAUUGUAGAAUGCUGAUGGAAUUUCUUUAGGAUAGGUGGAAUACUUCUGUAGUUAAUUUGGGGAAUCUUGUUCAGCUGUUUUUAUCAGUGGCCAUUUGAAAGUAAAUUUCCACAAGUAUGCAUAGGUGCACAUAAUAGGCUUUGCUCAAUGAAAAUGUCAGUUUGAAUAGUAACUGACUCAUGAAUUUUUUAAAAGGCUAGUUUUAGGCACAUUUUCUUAACUCAAAGUAAGUCCUCAUAAAAGAUUGAAACGGAGAAAAGCAAGACUUAAAUGGUGGAAGAUACUUGUUUCUUGACCUUAAACAGCUGUCAUGUUAAUUAUGUUUAGGUAAAUUUAAUCCCUUUAGUGUUUGUCACAAAUAGACCUUUCAGAAGUAUAGACAGAGCAAUGAAAUUGCCAGGGAAGGAUUAAUCCAUAACCACUUGCCUUGGAAAGGUAUUCUAGAAGUCCUGGACCAGAAGGUGUGGCCUGUUAAAGCAUUGAAGUUCAGACUGUUUUAUUUUGCUGGUGUAGAUAGGCAUGUAUCUAUGCACUUUUGCAUUUGUAAAAUCAAUUUUUCCAAUAAUGUAAUAUAUUAGUUUACUUAUAAAGGUACUUGGGCAGAAUCUAAAGUUGCUACAAUGUUUAUGAAAACUGUAACUUAAGGUUGAAAAUGCAACUUGUAGAACCAAAGGAAAUAAAAAUUUGGGGUAGUGUUUUAAAUUGUCUUUGAACAGGAGUUUCUUAAAUGUGUGGAUUUGGAUAAAAAUGAAGGUCCGUUCUCAAGAUGUGUGCUAGUCAUAAAAUGGAUGAAUGCAAAAAAACACCUUGUAAUUUCAUGUGGAAUUAUUAAAAUUAGGUUUCCUGAGUUAUUGAUCUAAUAUGGAUGCUAGUAUGUAUUGGUUAGACUACAUCAAUUUCACAUUUUAAAAAUGAUCCGUACACUUAAGAAUUUUAUUUCAACUUGGAGCCUAGAUUACUUUGCCAAAUAAAUGUAUUAUUUUCAUAAUGCAAUAAAAUAUAAAUCAGAAUA
Messenger RNA from Chinchilla lanigera (long-tailed chinchilla), 4928 nucleotides. RefSeq names its product protein phosphatase 4, regulatory subunit 2 (gene Ppp4r2). Gene Ontology annotation, cellular component: protein phosphatase 4 complex; cytoplasm; nucleus. The transcript is spliced from 9 exons. Bases 372 to 1643 code for a protein of 423 amino acids. NCBI's taxonomy places the organism in Eukaryota, Metazoa, Chordata, Mammalia, Rodentia, Chinchillidae. Gene Ontology annotation, molecular function: protein phosphatase regulator activity. Gene Ontology annotation, biological process: protein dephosphorylation. The record is from RefSeq and is a predicted model, not a curated record.